AUGGAGAAAUUAUCUGUUCCCAAUUCACUAAAUUCUCUUGUAGCGUCUGUUCCAAUUUUUAAUGGGCUUAAUUUCUCUGACUGGAAUGAGCAAGUCCAAUUUCACCUCGGUGUUUUGGAUCAAGACCUUGCUAUAUUGGAAGAGAAGCCUGCUACUAUUACUGAUUCUAGUAGUAAUGAAGAAAAAGCCUAUUAUAAAGCUUGGGAAAAGUCUAACAGACUCUGCCUUAUGUUCAUGAGAAUGACUGUUGCUGACAGUAUUAAGACAGCUCUACCCAAAACUGAAAGUGCUAAAGAAUUUAUGGGUUUUGUGGGAGAGCGCUCUCAAACAGCUGAUAAGUCUCUUGCUGGGACACUAAUGAGUACACUGACCACCAUGAAGUUUGAUGGUUCACGUACUAUGCAUGAGCAUGUCAUUGAGAUGACAAAUAUUGCAGCAAGACUUAAGUCCUUGGGAAUGGCUGUGAAUGAGAAUUUCCUUGUACAAUUUAUUCUUAACUCAUUACCGACUGAGUAUGGGCCGUUUCAAAUGAGCUAUAAUACCAUGAAAGACAAAUGGAAUGUGCAUGAAUUGCAUAGUAUGUUGGUUCAGGAGGAAACGAGACUUAAGAAUCAAGGAAGUCACUCAAUUCAUUAUGUAAGCCACCAAGGGAAUCAAGGAGUUGGAAAGAAGUUUGUUAAGAAACAUGAUAAGGGCAAAAAGCCAUUAAAGAUUAAUGAGGCAUCUGUACCAAUCCAGAAGAAAGCAUCAAAGGGUAAUAAUUGCCAUUUCUGUGGGAAAUCUGGACACUUCUAG
Cajanus cajan (pigeon pea) is the source of this 795-nucleotide messenger RNA. Lineage: Eukaryota; Viridiplantae; Streptophyta; Magnoliopsida; Fabales; Fabaceae. The record is from RefSeq and is a predicted model, not a curated record.